Messenger RNA from Notolabrus celidotus (New Zealand spotty), 3032 nucleotides. RefSeq lists its product as uncharacterized. Bases 15 to 788 code for a protein of 257 amino acids. The transcript has 7 exons. NCBI's taxonomy places the organism in Eukaryota, Metazoa, Chordata, Actinopteri, Labriformes, Labridae. The record is from RefSeq and is a predicted model, not a curated record.
UUUCUGCAAAUUUCAUGCUUCAACUGAGAUCUUCUUUCGUCCUGACGACACUUACAGACCUCCACAGACUGGAGAGAGUUCAAACUUCUGUCAUGGAAAACCAGCAGUGUGUUGAUCCGGUUCAACCUCAGGACCCCGCCUCCUGUCACAGGACAGUCUCUGCACGCCGUGCAGGGAGUGACAGAAGGUCCAGAGCACGCAAACGCUGUCCAUGCUGCAGAGACGAGCAGCAGCAGCACUCUGCUCCUUCUGCCCGCCCACCUCAGAAGAGGAAGAGGACCUCUGCGGCUCCUCCUUCCAGAGCUUCUGCUGAACCUCUAGUCCCGAGGCCUUGGUCCCCCAUCCCACCUGAUGAGCUUCCUGUGGUCUCCAGUGUGGCCCCCAGGCCUCGGUCCCCCAUCCCACCUGAUGAGCUUCCUGUGGUCUCCAGUGUGGCCCCCAGCCCCCGGCCCUCCACCUCCACCUCUCCACUGCAGCCUGAUUCAGAUCUCAGGAUCCACAACCGCUCAGUGGAGGAGUAUCAGCGGAUCUACCAUGAAGUGGUAGACGACAUGCUGAAAUUUAAGAGUGGCCGCCCUCGUCCCUACAGCUUAGAGCUGGGACGACGGAUCAAACAGAAGCUCUGGGAACGACUGAACUGUCCAACUUUCACGGAGACAGUCGAUGAAAACGGACUUGUGCAUGGGGACGCGUCACAUGGGGUCGGAGUCUAUCCUCCUCAGUAUGAUGUGGACACAUCAGGAGAACCGCAGCCCGAGACUCCUCUACAGAAAAGAGCCAGGAAGUAGAGCUCAGAGACUUUUUAUGAGCUCAAGAAGAACAAACUGUAAAUAUGUAAAUAUGUAGUUUUAAGUUUUAAGUUUUCUUUAAGAGCCAGAUAAUGCAGCCUGAGCCUCCACCUGCACCACCUGACAGGAUACAAACCGACCUCUAAAAACCCUUAAAAGACUUGUUUCAUGCUCUGCCUCCAACCAAAGAUCCACCUUAAGCCUCCUCCUGCCUGACAAAGAACCUCGUAGCCUUAACCCACCUCCACCUAAAACCACCCAGGUGAAGAUCCAUCCUCUGCCUCCAACCAAACAACCACCUGCUUCCUCUGUCGUCUGCCAGCAGCUUUUAACAUCCAGCUGCUGCAGAUUCAAAAAUCACGUCGACCUCCACCUAACAAUGAUGAUCAGCUUCAGCCGAACAUCCAACAUCAACCUCUGCCAUUAAUCUACAGACACCUCCUCCGGCAGAUUAAUGGCAGACAGCUGAAGCCUGAGCCUCCACCUUCAACUGUGACCAAACACCGGAUUUGACCUCCUCCAACUUUGUCUUCUGCAAGAUGUCUGCACCUUCACCUCCACCUGCAGACUGUGUGUAGACUCUUGCAGAAGUUGUCUCCACCGUCAUAGACCUUUUGAAUGCAGAGGCAUCUGUUGCCUCUGCCGUUAGCCUCUCCAACCGACUGACAACUGUUGCCUCCACCUGAAGCCUCCGCCCGCAGACUGCAGGUUACACCUCCAUCUGCAUAUCCAGGCAGAGAGCCUCACAGGCCUACAGUGUCAGAGUCCUCCAACCACAAGGGUCUGACGGAAGCCUGAACCUCCAGCUAAAGCUUCUGUCAGAGGAACUACCAACCAAGCCCCUGCUGCUGCUCCUGAAACCUCCACCUGGAGCUUCUGCCUGCUGUCUGCAGCCACUGACUCUACAUGCAGACAGCUGCAGACAGUAGCAGCCAGAACCAGACCUCUACCUAAUCCUCAACCUCUUACUCCCCCUGAUGUUUCUUCCUCACAGCAUCCGCCUUCAUCCAGCCUCCUGCUCCUCUGCCUCCACCUGCAGAGGCUUCCUUCCUCUGAACUUUAAAGGUCCUUCUGGACUCACCAACAUCCAGGCCCGUGCAGAAAGACAUUCUGCUACAAGAGCUGUGCACAGAGAUUUCUUCAUGUCCUCCUCAUCCUGCAUGUUCACCUCCAACUCCUGCUCCUCUCCUAUGCAUCUGUUGCCUCCACCUGAAGCCUCUGCCCGCAGACUGCAGGUUACACCUCCAUCUGCAUAUCUAGGCAGGGAGCCUCACAGACCUACAGUGUCAGAGUCCUCCAACCACAAGGGUCUGACGGAAGCCUGAACCUCCACCUAAAGCUUCUGUCAGCUGAACUACCAACCAAGCCCCUGCUCCUGCUCCUCUGCCUCCACCUGCAGAGGCUUCCUUCCUCUGAACUUUAAAGCUCUUGUAGCAGAAUGUCCUUCUGGACUCACCAACAUCAAGGCCCCCACAGAAGAACUUUCUGCUACAAGAGCUGUGCACAGAGUCAUCCUCAUUUCCUCCUCAUCCUCCAUGUUCACUUCCAACUCCUACUCCUUUCCUCUCCUGAAAGCUCAUCCUCUCAUGGACCCUUUAGUUUAAAAAAAACGCUCUUGUCUCCUCCAUAAAUUAGCUUCAAUAAUAAAAAACAAAUCAGGGUACAGUUAUGUCACAAACCAGAUAUUAGUUUAGGAGACAAAGACACUCAAAUUAUUAUUUUUUAAAAAGAAAGAAAUAUCUUAAAUGUAGUCACCUUACCAAAAAUGAGAACAUUUUUUAUCAAGAGAUAGGGUUUAUGACUUAUUAUAUUAUUAAAAAGUAGAAUAAUAGGUUUUGAUUCAGCUACCAAGUAAAAUUAUUUUAAUCUAAAUGCUUUAAAAACAGAAACUCAUUGAGAAAAAAUAGACUUAAAAAUACAAAUCCUAAACUAAAGAAGUUAUAAAAUCAGUCAUUAUGGGAUGUUUGAUCUUAUUCUGCAUGAAGUGGUUCAGGAGAAGUCAAAGACUCUCAGGAACAAGUUAUGAUCUCUUAUUAAGAUCACUCAGGACCACAAACGCUUCAAAAAAUCAAAUCCUCAAACAUAGAAACAGCCUGCUAAGAGAAAACACCAACACAGAAAUAUGAGCUGAUUUAUUUCACCUUUAUUAGAUUGACCUUUUCCACAGUGAGGACUAAAGUACAAUACGCUACAAAUAUCAACAGUGUUAUUCCACAUAGAGAUAACAAGAUAUAAUAUAAAAUA